Molecule: messenger RNA, 5520 nt
Organism: Nilaparvata lugens (brown planthopper)
Lineage: Eukaryota; Metazoa; Arthropoda; Insecta; Hemiptera; Delphacidae
Gene: eys
Product: protein eyes shut
Exons: 24
Coding region: 128-4984 (1618 amino acids)
Molecular function (GO): calcium ion binding
Source: RefSeq, a predicted model, not a curated record
GUGGUUGUUGGAAGGAUAGCAAGCCAGUGAGCCGCCAACUGCAACACAGACUGCUAGUGGUGCGGUGCGACUGACUUCUUUCAACAUACCUCCUCACUACUCCACACAGUUCGGGUGAGGAUGCCGGAUGUUGCCUGGGUUUAGAGCCCUGCUGGCGGCUGUGACCGCUUCAUGGCUCCUGCUGCGGCUGUCCUCGGCGGGGUUCGCCUGCCUCAGCAACCCCUGCAUCUAUGGCAUCUGCAUGGAUGAUCUCAACAGCUCGUACACGUGCUAUUGCAUCGAUGGGUACACGGGCGUGCACUGCCAGACCAACUGGGACGAGUGCUGGUCGUCUCCCUGCCUCAAUGGUGGCGAAUGUCACGACGGUGUCGCCGCAUUCAACUGCUCAUGUCCGCCUGGCUUCCUAGGUGACCUGUGUGAGGAGAACGUGGAUGAGUGCAGCUCCAACCCAUGUGCGAAUAAUGCCACUUGCAUUGACGUAGCCAAUGGCUACUCUUGCAUGUGUCCUUAUGGAUACACAGGUUUACACUGUGAGGUAGAUAUUGCAGUAUGUAACAGUACAGAGGAAGCGCAAUGUCACAACGGAGCUCUGUGUGUGGAGGGCCCUGGCAUGACUUUCACCUGUAUUUGUGCGCCAGGCUGGAAGGGACGCCUCUGCAACGAGGUGAUAGAUGAAUGCUUCUCGGCGCCAUGCCAGAAUGGGGCAGUUUGCAUCAACCUUCAACAACCGACAGGCGGCUAUGCCUGUGCCUGCCUUUUCGGUAAUCAAGUCAACCGAAAUCAAUCAAUAUCGAGCCGCCAUUCAAUGCUGCCUACAAUCUCAUGCCUCAUCCAUUAUCUUAAGCUAGUCUGCGAUUUAGUGUGUCACUCAAGAUGCUGGAACGGAGGGACAUGUAUAGAUGGCGUGGACAACUACACGUGCUCGUGCCCACCCAGCCUCACUGGACGGCACUGCGAGUGUCUCAUCUUGGACAAUGGUCAUCUAGACUGUACAUAUGUAGUCACCACACCAGAGCUUCCAUUUACUACUUACCAUUAUCUACUCUCUUCUAGAAAAAUAUCGAUUGAAGAUCAUCAAUCAAAUCCAGUCACUUCUACUAGUUUUAGAACAUCAGUGGAGAUUUCGUCAUCUCCGAAAUAUGUGCCAAUAUUUUCACUAACAUCUUUGAAUCAAACUUCAGAAUUUACUACCGAAUUGCAAAAUGUAACUGAAGACCAGAGUGAAGUAACAACUGAUUUUUCUGACAAGACUUCGGAAGGAUUUGUUGACACUGUGACUCCUUAUUGGUCUAUUCACGAGUCUACUGGAAUCACAUCAAGCAAAGAAACAGACUCAACCACUAUCCAAUAUGAAUCAGACGCUACAGAAAAAACUCCUUCGAUGAUUCCAACAGGAACUUCAUAUUCGAAAGAAACAUUUGGUUAUACUCAGGAAACAAACCCAAUAAUCACAACUGAUAUCUAUACCGAAUCUACAGAGAAGGCUACAAGAUUGACUGACUUGACUGAGGAAUCAGCUUCUACUGUAACAACAGAUCUAUAUGAUAUUCAGAGAUCAACAGAAUUUCGUCACCAUACUACACCUUCUUUUGAGCACGGUUCAACUGCAGUUACAGAUGAAACAGAAACGAUGUUUUCAGAAGCAACUGUGAUUACAUCGCAAACAAGGCAAGGGGAUGAGUCUCUCCCUGACAUUCAUACAACCGAUAUGAUAACUGAAAUUGGACCCUCCACCGCUUCCACAACGACCAAAGUGACCAGAAAACAUCCUACCAGUCUCCAUCCAGAAGAUAGACAGUUCACUGACUGGAUUGCAUCCACAGAAUUCAAAUCCAUGUCCACAGAUAAAGUUCAUCCAACAGAUUCCUCAUUCACUGACUACACGACGCAGUUUGCUGAGACCAUGCCAACAUCUUCGAUAGGAUUCGACUCUUCCACUGAAUACUUUCUUGAUUGCACAAGAUUGCCUUGUCUCAAUGGAGGAACUUGCGUUUAUGAAAAGGAGAUUACAAAGUGCAGCUGUCCGUUUGGUUGGUCUGGAUUCCACUGUGAGGAACACUCAGGUAUCAGAGUAGCAGCAUUCACGGGCGUGUCCUACCUGGUGCACAAUCUCAACAACGGCACAGGCACGGUGGUGGGAGUGAGAGCGCGCACACUCGCGCCCACCGGCCUCCUCUUCUACGCGCAGACCAAGUCCUACAUCCACAUGGCGCUGUAUCUGCACAACGGCCUGCUCAAGUUCCUCUUCUCCUGCGGACUGCAGACCAUGCUCUUCAGCGAACUCAAGGAUCGCGUCAACAAUGGCUACCUAUUGAACAUUGUUGCUGUGGUUGAGCUGGUGCCUAGUGUGGACGAGCCCCUGCAGUGCACGGCGUUGGCCAUCCUCAGGGAGAGCGGCAACCUCAACUCACACCUCCUCUACCUGGGAGGUUUGCCUCCGCACAUGCUGCACCAGGUCGACCUCCCAGUCACCACUGGCAUCACUGGCUGCAUGGACAACCUUCUGAUCGAUGGCGAACCGAGGCAUAUCUACGAGAGUGCGAGAGAUGGAUUCGAAGUUACUGAAUGCGCUUCACUUGCAUGCCUCUCAAGUCCUUGCUACGGAGGCUCUACCUGCAUAGAAUACAAAGACCGGUGGAAUUGUCUUUGUCCAUCAGGAUAUAUUGGUGAAAGUUGUAAUCAGUCAGUUUGUAGCAACAACCCCUGCCAGUUCGGUGGGACAUGUGCCGAAUUUCCUGGAAGUGGGUUUAUCUGUCUUUGCCCGUAUGGAAAGCAUGGACUGUUCUGCCAAAAUGAUCUGGAAAUCGGCCAACCGUCAUACGCCCCUUCUGUGCGAGGAAUAUCAUCAUACACCGCUUACCCAUUGCCGGGAGCAGUCCACCACAGUUUCGAGAUUAGAUUCAGAUUUGUGCCCAGUUCAAUGGAUCAAAUAGCUCUUCUGCUAUUCAUAGGCCAAGGAAGAAUUCAUGAUUCUACUUCCGAUCAUUUAGCAGUGAGCUUUAUCAAAGGAUAUGUGGUUCUAACCUGGAAUCUGGGUUCUGGACCGAGGAGAAUAUUUACGCCGAAGUCGUUGGCCGGUCGAGCAGGCCGCGCCCACCUGGUGCGACUGGGGAGGGCGGGGCAGCAGGCCUGGCUGCAGGUCGACAACUUGCAAAAUGUCACUGGCCACACGCCUGGUCGCCUCUCACAGCUCAACACGCAGGCUGUCAUGUUUGUAGGAGGUCAUAAAUCGAUCAAUUUCAGUGGGCUGCCUCACGAUUUGCCGCUACAUACGGGGUUCACAGGCUGCAUCUAUGGAGUUGAGAUGAGAACUGGCCAGCUUACGGUGACUGUGGGGAAUCUGAGGCAGAGAGCCAUCAUUGGUCGCGGAGUCGGUCAAUGCGGCACACAGCAAUGCCACAACUCGACAUGCCUCAAUGGUGGUGCUUGUCUCGAUCAUGGAUCAACGUUCACAUGUCUUUGUAAGACAGGUUGGUUCGGACCAGUUUGCGCCCUUCGACAGAACCCUUGCGAUUCGACAGUGAACCAUUGUGCUGCGGGUUCGACGUGUGUGCCACUCGAGACAGGAUAUCAAUGUGACUGUCCCCUGGGAAGAGCUGGCAACCACUGCGAGAGAGUGGAGAAAUUAUCGGAUGUGAGUUUUUCUGGACAACGCUCCUAUAUAUCACUGCCUGCAGCCGAUUUCCAUUUGCAGCAAAUAUGUUUGGACUUUGAGCUGCGCCCUGUGAAGAACAGAGGGUUGGUGGUAUUUUCUGGUGAGAACACACACACCUUCCUCACUCUAUCAAUGCAUGGCGGAGUGCUCGAGCUCAGAGUGCUCCCAAUAGGGGGAAAGCGAAGAGUAGAUGAGGUAGUGGUUGUUCGUAGCGGACGAGUGUUAGCACUGGGCGUGUGGCAUCGUGUGAGAGCGGGCCGCUUCGGCCAACGCCUGUUCCUCUGGGUCGACGGCACAGUCAACUCAGGCCUGCUUCACUUUGGAGAAACUGUUCUUCCCACCAUCAGUCCAUUGUACAUAGGUGGCAUUCCGGAUCUGUCGCACCUUCCAUACGGUGCGAUGGCAGACCUGCCUGUGCCUCUAACCGGAUGCGUUCGGCGCCUGAAUGUCAACUGGAAGCAUGUGCCGCUGGACGUGGAGCAUGUGUUGUCUGCAAGGAACAUAGCCGACUGCGACGGCACCGCCUGUGGAGGCGAUGUCUGCCAAAAUGGCGGAACUUGUUGGCUCGACUCUACUUAUCAACCUCACUGCACGUGCACUCAGUACUACACAGGAAGGAAGUGUGAAACAAUGGUGACUUGUCUGGAAGUUCCCUGUCUGAAUAAUGGGCAUUGCGUGACGGCCAACAGGGAGCAACCUCAUUGCCAAUGUCCCAAUGGAAGGGGAGGCCACUUUUGUGAGCUAGAUGUGCCAGUGGGAGCGCCCCACUUUAGUGGAGAUAGUUUCAUUGUUGUCGAUUCCAGUUCAAGUCUACAGAAAAGAGGCAAUUUAGUCAGCGAGAGAAGCAGAAAAUUCGACAUAGAUUUCUUAUACGUAAACUUUUCCACUGUUCAACCAGAUGGCAUGAUCUUGUGGAGUUCGAUGAAUGACGAGUAUAUUGGAUUGGGCACGGAAGGGGGACUUUUGAAGAUGGUGUGGGCUUGGGAUGACACGGAGAGCAGCAGUGUCACAGUCCCCGCCACCUGGUUGGCUGACGGCAUCUGGCACAAUGUCGCGCUCAACUUUUCCACACAAAACAUAACAAUGUGGCUCGAUUCGAGCGUACUUGUUUUCGAAACACUAACCAACAGGUCAAUCAACAGCAACGGAAUAUUCUACCUGGGAGGAUUUCCUCAAGGAACGGAUAUCGAAAUAGAGACAAGAGGAUCGUUUUCAGUGCAAUUCAAUGGCUGUAUAAGGGAGUUAGCAUGGUCAGAUCAUUCUGUGGUGACAGAUUUCACUGGAUUCAUAGGAGAGAACAUCGGAGAUUGCGAGAUACUAGAGCCCUGAGGGAAGAUAUCGACUAAAAACCAAUAACAUUUCCAUCUCAAUAAUUGAAUAAAAAUUACAAGUAUUAUAAUCGAUGGUGAAAACGGAAUUGAACCAAAAAUAAAUUUCCUAACAUUGGAUAAACGUUUUUUCAUACCUGUUUGGAAUUUGAAAUUUUGAUAUUACCCAAGUACCCCGUUUCCCAAGGGAGGAAAAAAAUCAAUAUUUUUCAAAAAGAAUAGUGAUUGAUACUACAGUAUAAAACAAUUAUAAUAAUUGAUGAAAAAAUAAUUUUCUCUCUGAUUUAUCCUACAAUAGACAAUGCGAUACUUUAGAAAGAAAGUGAUGAGAUUUGUCUGAAUGAUAUUGUAUGAUGAAAACUAAGGAAAAGACAAAAUGUUUGGUAUUCUCAUUUCUAAAGGUCAUAUACAUUAUUUGGUAAUUUACUCAUUCCCUAUUGCAUUCGUUAUGGAACUUUUAUAGAAGACAUUUAAAGAUAUUUGAAAUCCACGAGAUUUCAGAUAAUUUUUUCAAUAAAUUAUUUCUAUUACAUAAAU